UGUGCGGGCGGUGGCAGCGGCGGCAGCGGCGGCGGCGGGGGGAGAUGGCCGGCCCGCAGCACGCCCCGCACCUCCACCUGGCCGAGCUCACCGCCUCCCAGUUCCUCGAUGUCUGGCGGCACUUCGACACGGACGGAAAUGGCUACAUUGAAGGCAAAGAGCUGGAAAACUUCUUCCAGGAGCUGGAAAGUGCAAGGAAGGGGGCGGGUGUGGACUCAAAGAAUGGCAGCUUGGGAGACAAGAUGAAGGAGUUCAUGCACAAGUACGACAAAAAUGCAGACGGCAAAAUUGAGAUGGCAGAGCUGGCUCAGAUCCUGCCCACGGAGGAGAAUUUCCUGCUGUGUUUCCGCCAGCAUGUGGGCUCCAGCUCGGAGUUCAUGGAGGCUUGGCGCAGGUAUGACACAGACCGCAGCGGCUACAUUGAAGCCAACGAGCUCAAGGGCUUCUUGUCGGACCUGUUGAAGAAGGCAAACCGGCCCUACGAUGAGCCCAAGCUGCAGGAGUACACGCAGACCAUCCUGCGGAUGUUUGACAUGAAUGGCGACGGGAAGCUGGGCCUCUCAGAGAUGUCCAGACUUUUGCCUGUGCAAGAAAACUUCCUUCUGAAGUUCCAGGGGAUGAAGCUGUCUUCGGAGGAGUUCAAUGCCAUCUUUGCCUUCUAUGACAAGGAUGGGAGCGGCUUCAUUGAUGAGAAUGAGCUGGAUGCGCUUUUGAAAGACUUGUAUGAGAAGAAUAAGAAAGAGAUGAACAUCCAGCAGCUCACCAACUACAGGAAGAGCAUCAUGAACCUCUCCGAUGGGGGUAAACUCUACCGCAAGGAACUGGAGAUUGUGCUCUGCAGUGAGCCCCCCAUGUAGGACCCCCCUGCCCCAUGCUUCUCCUCCUCUUCCUCCCCCAAACCAAGCACAAUGGAGGAGCACCCAGCACCACAGCACCGGCGGGGGGUACAGGGAGGGCGGUGGCUGCCGAGUCUCCAGUGGGGGAGUCCUGCUGCCCCUCCCCACCGGUGCACCCCAGCAGCUCUUGCGUUUGCUGUAGGUCAUUAGAAUCCCACUUUGGGGGGAAAAACUGUUUGGUUCUUGGUUUGUUUGUUUUGGUUUUUUUUUUUUUUACACAUCUGCCUCGUUGGUUUAAUUGUAUUUUUGGGGGGUUGUUUCUGUUCCUUUGGUCUCUUGUUGAGUUGUUCUCGUUUACCAAAGAAGAGUUUACAAAUAAAUAAUUCGAGUACUGCUACUGUUGAGCCCCU
Cuculus canorus (common cuckoo) is the source of this 1246-nucleotide messenger RNA. RefSeq names its product calbindin 2 (gene CALB2). Gene Ontology annotation, biological process: regulation of long-term synaptic potentiation; regulation of presynaptic cytosolic calcium ion concentration. The coding region runs from base 45 to 857 and encodes 270 amino acids. The record is from RefSeq and is a predicted model, not a curated record. Gene Ontology annotation, cellular component: nucleus; dendrite; terminal bouton. Lineage: Eukaryota; Metazoa; Chordata; Aves; Cuculiformes; Cuculidae. The transcript is spliced from 11 exons. Gene Ontology annotation, molecular function: calcium ion binding.